Messenger RNA from Symphalangus syndactylus (siamang), 1429 nucleotides. It is a transcript of the gene ZNRD2, whose product is annotated as zinc ribbon domain containing 2. Lineage: Eukaryota; Metazoa; Chordata; Mammalia; Primates; Hylobatidae. The record is from RefSeq and is a predicted model, not a curated record.
GAAGAAGAGCCCAACGGUCGCAAGAGUAUGUAGGAAGGCCCCAACCCGACCCGGCCCAGCACGCAGCACCCAAGGGCGGCUGGAAGCGCAAUGCGCGUGCUCAGUACAGCGCUAUUCAGUCCGCAGGCUUUUUGAGGAUUUCAACUUCAAAGAACGGUCGGCUUCGGGGCGGACUUUGCUUCAGUCCCAGGCCUCGGGAGGCAGCGGGGAGGCAGACUGGGACACCAAGCAUACAGAAGGGGAGGGGUCUUGAAAUUGGCGGAAAGCGAGAAUGCUCCCCUCCUGGCCAGCCUUGCCGAGCGAAGUGAGAAGUACUGAGGCCUGAGGAGGCUCCACGCGUGCGCAAAGGGCCGCUCGCUGUGAUUACUGGUGUGGCGACGGUUGUGAUGACGCCGCUGCCCCGCCUCCGCCGAAAGGGAAACUCCAGGGGAGGCGGAGGCCAGCGGGGAUUUCUGAAGCCAAGUGUUCCCCUUCAUCCACGACGGACAGGAAGGGCGACCCCCUGAGGCCACUUCCAGUUCUUGCGACCGGAGCAGAGUUACCACGGAGACGCUCCUCCCGACGCCUCGCGCGUCGGAAGCUCCUGUCCCCUGGAUUCCGGCUGACGGACGCGUUCCCCAGGCAGGUUCUCGGUAGCAGCCGACACGCCCCACUCCGGGCACAGCGAGGUCUGAGGACCACGCUAAGGCGUCAUUUCCGCCCUGAUCCGCGGCCGCUAUGGAAGGGGCGGAGCCGCCGCGGAGGGCGCUCCGCUUGGACGUCACUUCCUGUGAGCCCGGCGGUGACAACGGCAACAUGGCCCUGAACGGAGCUGAAGUCGACGACUUCUCCUGGGAGCCCCCGACUGAGGCGGAGACGAAGGUGCUGCAGGCGCGACGAGAGCGGCAAGAUCGCAUCUCCCGGCUCAUGGGCGACUAUCUGCUGCGCGGUUACCGCAUGCUGGGCGAGACGUGCGCGGACUGCGGGACGAUCCUCCUUCAAGACAAACAGCGGAAAAUCUACUGCGUGGCUUGUCAGGAACUCGACUCAGACGUGGAUAAAGAUAAUCCCGCUCUGAAUGCCCAGGCUGCCCUCUCCCAAGCUCGGGAGCACCAGCUGGCCUCAGCCUCAGAGCUCCCCUUGGGCUCUCGACCUGCGCCCCAGCCCCCAGUACCUCGUCCGGAGCACUGUGAGGGAGCUGCAGCAGGACUCAAGGCAGCCCAGGGGCCACCUGCUCCUGCUGUGCCUCCAAAUACAGAUGUCAUAGCCUGCACACAGACAGCCCUCUUGCAGAAGCUGACCUGGGCCUCUGCUGAACUGGGCUCUAGCACCUCCCUGGAGACUAGCAUCCAGCUAUGUGGCCUUAUCCGCGCAUGUGCGGAGGCCCUGCGCAGCCUGCAGCAGCUGCAGCACUAAGAGAAGCCCCUGAGAAAAACCCUCUAGAAAAACA